AUGGCUGAACCCGAGGACGUUGAGGAAGAUCUUUUCGCGGAUCUCUAUGAAGCCGACGACAAUACAAGCCAUACCAUACCCAGUACGGAAACUUCAAAAUCUGUUGAUCCUGUGCCCUCGGCUGCACCUAUCAAUCCCUCCCAAAUCCCUAUUCAGUCUGUUGAAACUGGCCCGAUCGAAUUUGAGACGGACACUUCAUACCACCACCCGUAUCAAGGAGUCCACCAGAACGGCACGGAUCAUGUAGGUACUGGACGUGCACAUCAUGCCAUGUCUGGUGGUGGUGAGUCCGAGCCUCGAGGCACUGGUAUUAAAGAAGACGGGAAAAUGUUCAUCGGGGGUUUGAACUGGGAGACUACGGAUCAAUCUCUGAAGGACUACUUUUCUCAAUUUGGAGAGGUACAGGAAUGCACUGUGAUGCGAGACAGUGCUACUGGUCGCUCUAGAGGUUUUGGGUUCUUGACUUUCAGAGAUCCGAAGACAGUGAACACUGUCAUGGUCAAGGAGCACUACCUAGAUGGGAAGAUUAUCGAUCCUAAGCGUGCGAUCCCGCGUGACGAGCAAGAGAAGACUAGCAAGAUCUUUGUUGGUGGUGUCAGCCAAGAGGCCAACGAACAUGAUUUCAAAGAGUUCUUUGCUCAGUUUGGCCGCGUCAUCGAUGCCACCCUGAUGAUCGACAAGGAUACUGGUCGUCCCCGUGGCUUCGGAUUUGUGACCUUCGAUAGCGAGGCUGCCGUGGAAGCCGCUCUGUCGGGCCCCUUGGAGAUCUGCGGGAAGCCCAUAGAGGUCAAGAAAGCUCAGCCAAGAGGCAACUUGCGUGAUGAGGAAGACCGCAGGUUCCGCCGCGGCAGGGACGCUUUCCGAGAGGGUGGUCAAAUGGGGGGUGAUGGUUCCCAGCAGCAAGCGGGUGCACCGGGACAGGCCAACAUGGCUGGUGGAUUAACACCACAAAUGAUGGCACAGUACUGGCAAAGGAUGCAGCAGUAUUUUGCUCUGAUGCAACAGCAGAUGGCUGUCGCCGCCGCUCAGGGUCAGGGAAUGGGCGGAAUGGGAAUGGGUGGAAUGAACCCUGCCAUGAUGCAGCAAAUGCAACAAAUGAAGCAGAUGCAACAGAUGCAGAUGGGCAACAAUCAGCCUCAAGGCAGUCUCAGUCCUCCUUCGCAGAGCGCAACUCCUCAAGCCAUGCCGAACAUGAUGAACCCCGCUAUGAUGCAGCAAAUGCAACAGAUGCAGCAGAUGCAGAGCCAAGGGCAGGGCAGCAACGUUGGGGGCAUGCCGGCCCAAAUGGGAAAUGCUAUGGGAGGAGGAGGAGGUGGUGGUGGUGGUGGUAGUAGUGGUAGUGGUGGAGGAACACCAGGCAGUGCUAAUGGAAAUGGGAACUUCACUGGUCCUCGAGGGGGGCCUGGUUAUAACGCCCAGGAACAAAUUGCUUUUGAACAGCAAAAGUAUGAGCAGCAGCAGGCCAUGAAUCGCGCUGGAAGCAUGGGACGCGGACCCACUCCGCAACCUCAAAGCGCUGCCCCGGCGAACGCUCCCACAGGACCUAAGAACGCUGGCAAGCCAGGCGCCAAUUAUCGUGGAGGUGGACGAGGAGGACACCGCGGCUUCCAUCCCUAUGCCCGGGGAUAA
This is a messenger RNA of Aspergillus luchuensis, 1629 nucleotides long. RefSeq names its product heterogeneous nuclear ribonucleoprotein HRP1. The coding region runs from base 1 to 1629 and encodes 542 amino acids. The transcript has 7 exons. The record is from RefSeq and is a predicted model, not a curated record. NCBI's taxonomy places the organism in Eukaryota, Fungi, Ascomycota, Eurotiomycetes, Eurotiales, Aspergillaceae. Gene Ontology annotation, molecular function: RNA binding.